Messenger RNA from Anthonomus grandis grandis, 1200 nucleotides. RefSeq lists its product as uncharacterized. The transcript is spliced from 4 exons. The record is from RefSeq and is a predicted model, not a curated record. Lineage: Eukaryota; Metazoa; Arthropoda; Insecta; Coleoptera; Curculionidae. The coding region runs from base 1 to 1200 and encodes 399 amino acids.
AUGCCCUCUAUACAAAUUAAUCCCAGUACUUGGAGCCAUAUUUCAAAUUUGCCCCUUAGCGAUCCACAAUUUGAUAAACCUGCUCCCGUAGAUUUGCUUCUUGGCGCAGAAAUCUAUGCACAGGUUUUGAAAUCGGGUCGAAUUUACGGAGAUCCAGGUCAACCAGUUGCAUUAGAUACAGAAUUUGGCUGGGUCUUAUUAGGAAGAAUUCAUCAAAAUUCGACUUUUUCAAUGUCAUCUCCGAAACUCGGAAGCUACUUUACUGCCUUUGAUAACCCAUUAGAUGUAACAUUGCGGAAAUUCUGGGAACUAGAGUCCAUACAUCAAAGGAAAUUCUUGUCUCCUGAUAAGAAGCGGGCUGAAGAAAUUUAUCAAAACACAGUAUCUCGUGAUUGCACAGGGCGCUUUACAGUUGCUCUACCGUUUAAACAAAAUUCGCCUAUAUUUGAAGCUAGACUUCUUAAAAAUCCUGAACUUUAUAAACUUUAUUCCGAUUUCAUGCGCGAAUAUAUUUCCAAUAAACAUAUGAGCCUUGUAUUAAGCACUGAACCCAGGCCAGAGAGUGUUUGCUAUCUUCCCCAUCACGGAGUCAUUAAACCAGACAGCAGCACUACCAAGAUGAGAGUUGUAUUCAAUGCUUCUGCAAAGGAUUCAAAAAACCAAAGUCUCAACUCCACUCUUCGACCUGGUCCAAAACUUCAUGCUGACAUAGUCACUACUACUGCGAUUUCCCCAGAGGAGCCUCUUCAGGAAUAUCGCUUGAAUACAGUCACUUUUGGGGUAACUUCCAGUCCAUACUUGGCUAUCAGAACAUUAAGGGAAUUAGCUGUACAAGAGAAAAAUAAGUUUCCCAGAGCUGCACAGGUUAUUUUGGAAGAUUCCUUUAUGGAUGAUAUCUGCUCGGGAAGUUGCGAUUUAGAGUCAGCACUAGCUCUUCAAAAGGAACUGAUCUUACUGCUAAAAUCAGGCGGGUUUGAACUUCGGAAGUGGUCAAGCAAUGACCCCGCACUUCUUUCCACGUUAUCUCCAGACGACUGUCAGAUUCCUAUAUCCUUCAAUAAAGAAACUCCCGCUAGUACAUUUUUUCCUUUCAACUUGGCGCCGACGUCGAAUGGUCUAUCAAGAGUUUGCGUACAAAGAAGCAAACCGGCAACUUCAGCUUUUGCCGUUGCCAUGAUCGAGGCUCCAGACUUCGUCUAA